AUGAAAACUAUAUUUAGUUUAUUAAUAUUAGUUUUAUUCUCUCUAUAUAUUGUAGCUAAUUCCAAUGAAUUGGAUAUUGAAUCAACUCCACUGACAGAGAAGGAUUAUCAAGAUCAAUUCAGACAAUGGAUGGUCGAAAAUGGAAAAUCCUACACAAAUGAAGAAUUCAUCAAAAGAUUCAAGAAUUUCAAAGAUAAUCUGAUUUAUAUCAACCGUUUCAAUGCUGAAAGUAAAAGAGAUUGUGGAUGUGAUCAUCAUGAAGAUCCUGUCAAGAAAGCUGAAGCGGAAGAAGCAAGAUUAGAAAUGGGUGUGAAUAAAUUCUCGGAUUUGACUUUAGAUGAAUUUAAAGAUCUUAUACUUUCUUCAGUUGAUCCUAACGAUGCACCUCAUGACGAUAGUGAUGAAAAUGACUGUGGAUGCAAUAAAGAUGAUAAACACGGUGCCGAUCAUACAUCUGGUGGAAUACUAUCAAUUGGUGGAAGAAAGAUCUUAUCAACCAAUGAAGUUGAAGAGGUAGAGAAUAUUGAAGAAGUGGAAGCAAUAGAAGCACAAAUGCCAGCAUCAGUUGAUUGGUCAUCACACACUGUCGUAAGAGAUCAAGGUACAUGUGCAAGUUGUUUUGCUUUUGCUGUUGUUGGAGUUCUGGAAGCCAAAUUAUCAAUCAAAUUCGAUAGAAAAGCAGAUCUCUCUGAACAAAAUCUACUUGAUUGUACUAAGGGUGCAACAUGUAAAGGAGGAUUCCCUUUAAAUUGUUUCAAGUAUAUCAAAAACCGAGGUAUCAAUUCUGAAGCUACCUAUCCAUACACAGACGAGCAAGGAGAAUGUCAGUUCAAUUCAAACAAGGUUGCUGCAAAAAUCAAAGAUUUUAAAUUAAUACCCAAUGGAAAAGAGUUCCAAAUUACCCAAAGUCUGAGAUUUGCACCCGUAAGCAUUAGUUUUGAUUGUAACGCACCUCAAUUUAUGAAUUAUAAAAAAGGAAUCAUUAAAACAACAGAGUGUUCAAAAACUAAAACAAACCAUGCCGUUGUUUUAGUUGGAUAUGGUACAACAAAUGGUGUUAAAUACUUUAAGGGAAAGAAUUCAUGGGGAACAGGAUGGGGUGAAAAAGGAUUUUUCAGAAUUCAAAGAGGUGUUAAUAUGUGUGUUAGUUUUUUGAAGGAUAACAUUGAUAUCAUUUGUUUCAGUUUAGUUUGUAAGAGAUGGUACAACGAUAGAGAUAAAUAUUUAAUAUUCAACACUGAUAAUAUCAACAUAUUUUCAGUUAACACCAAUGAUAUCAAUCAAAAUCAUAAUCAUUUCAAAUUACCAUCAUAUAACAAUAUCUUUAUGAAAUCAAUUCAAUCAAAGAUUGAUUUUACACUCGUUAUUGGUUACAACAAAUAUCAUAUUUACGAUUAUCAAUAUGGUAAAUAUCGUUAA
Molecule: messenger RNA, 1419 nt
Organism: Heterostelium album PN500
Lineage: Eukaryota; Evosea; Eumycetozoa; Acytosteliales; Acytosteliaceae
Product: C1 family peptidase
Exons: 5
Coding region: 1-1419 (472 amino acids)
Cellular component (GO): lysosome
Molecular function (GO): cysteine-type endopeptidase activity
Source: RefSeq, a predicted model, not a curated record